AUGAUCUCAGCGCAAGGCACGAUAGCAAUUGCAACCAACGACGCGGAGGUAACAUCGGAAGCCCUCAGCCUGUUCGGUUUCACAAAAGAGGAAAGCAGAAAACUGUUGUUUGAGGAGAAACUCAGUUGGAGAGAGACAAAAGAGACAAUGAAGAGCAUGGCACCACAACAGGUGUGGCAGCAAGUGUUCACUUACAGCAUGUGCAAAAACAUCCAGCGACAACACUUAUUGGACAAAACAGAACACAAAUUCUUGACAAUGUACGCAAGACCAAAACAGGCCAAGAAACACCUAACAGCAAUAGUCAGCAGAUCCAUCAACCCAUUCACAACACUACCGAUCCCAACCGGAGAAGACUGGCGCGAGAAAUGCAAUGGCGACCCGGACAUCAGCCACAUCAUCAAGGCAAUCCGCAACAACAAAAAGGUAGACAGAUCAAAGCUCACAAACCCAACGUAUGCCUCAGAACUCAACAGAGAUAAGCUAGAGAUUGAAAACGGCAUCCUAUACCAAUUCGAAGAACCGAAGUCGGCACCAAUGCGUCAACUACGACGAGCAGUCGUCCCACCAAGAUUGAGAGCCACAAUCAUAGCAGCAUACCACGCAUCACCAAUGGCAGGACACGUAGGGUUCCACAAGACGUAUUACAGGAUAGCCGCAAGGUUUUGGUGGCCCGGGAUGGCAAAGGAUAUCAGAGAAGCAGUCCUAGGAUGCGGACAUUGCAAUGCAGCCAACGCGUUGAGCCACAAAAACCAAAAGAUUCUACAACGGACCCCAAUAGAAGAACCAUUUGACGUAUGUUGCAUGGACGUUUGGUCGCCAGGAUCAACAAAGAACGCUACCAAACUGUCCACAACUUUGAGGAAGACACUCACAAACAAAGGAGUAGUCACUUACGUUUGCAACAUGACAGGUUGUGCCACGGUCGCUUUCAUCAGCUCCAUGGACUCAGGAAACAUGGCCAGAAUAGCAUUCUCGCAAUUCUUCUCGGUCUGA
This is a messenger RNA of Cylindrotheca closterium, 996 nucleotides long. Lineage: Eukaryota; Bacillariophyta; Bacillariophyceae; Bacillariales; Bacillariaceae. The record is from the annotation of a GenBank genome assembly.